AUGCACGUGAGGAUCGAAGGAACAAGUAUUGACGCUGUCGUCACGUCAAUCGAGUAUAUCUAUAGAUUCAAGCUGGGCCAGUGGCUUGGGAUGAGGCAUACGAUGCUAUACUAUUGCCUUCUCAAAGCUAUUCGACACGUUACCACUACUACAUGGAUGGAGAUGUUGUGGGCAGCUUCGACUUUGCCAGAUACGAAGAUGCGUCUGGUUUUGUGUGAUCGUUUGCUGGACUUCGUCAAGGCGUUGAAACCUGAACAGUAUUGCCAGGUAUUAACAGAUAUGCAGUGCGUUUAUAUCGGUCGACUGAAGCACCACGACGUUCUGGUUCGAGCAGUGAUGGGACUUAUUAACAGCGUCAUACUUGUGGAAUUCUGGAGAAACUUACUGGAUGCACUGAGCAGAUGGCUCAGCGACGGGUUUAAGACGCCAAACCCGCCUUCGCUUCGCGCUAUGCACCGUCACUUUGCACCGGAGUGGAAACCGUACAUGGAAAUUCAGCCCGUGGAACUCGAAGUCAAGGCUGGCGAAGGUAAUUUGUUCACGCUACUCCAGUUCGGUAAAUUUCAGCUCCAAGUUCGCAUCGACAUCACAGAUGAGAUGCCAAUUCUUUGGCGGAUCAUCCGUUCUGCGUCACCACAACUGCUUACUAAUGAUCCGGACGACUAUGCAGCGUUUGACAACGACCCUCAGUUCUGGAUACGUGGUCAAAUGAAGGUCAAGUAUUGGCGUGCCCAGCCAAACCAUGCAGAGUACAGUCAGUGGUGUGAUCUCGUGCCUGCUUCUCCAUCUAGCUUAGCCCCUGUCGUUUCCGCCGCAGCAUUUCACCCUGAAAGUACCGGGAAAGCACAAUUUCGUGGCCGAUUUUUCAUCUGGGGGGACCCUGUGUGCAGUUUGUACCAUUUCUUACUGCAAGCAACGCUCUUCUACUCGGCCCCGCAUGGCUCAUCGACGGAGCUGUCGGAUCUGAUGGUCGUAUCCGAGAUGCAGCGUCUGCCAUUAGAGACACUCGUGCUCGUACUGCGAAGUGAUCGUCUACGUAUUCCUCACGGAGAGCGGACCUUGCUACGAUGCUUGAACAAGCUGGUGUUUGGCAAGAGCUUUAGUUAUCUCGGCAGCUCCCCCAACCAAGUGCCUCACAAGUACAAUGGCCGCGCGAAAGACGUGAUUCGCUUGUACAAAUGUGUUCGGUGGUGUUUUGUACCACUCGACGACAUUAUUGACACUCUACGACGCUCGCCUCGGGAGCUCCAGCUCUACGAGCUGAUCGAAAAGGGUCUACAAGACACUUUACGUCGCUUCCUUCGUCGGCGCCCAUGGGGAUGGCGCAAGUACCGACACGCGUACAUGAAGAAUGAGACGAAUGUCGUCGAGUUCAAGAUCGAAGCAGGAGAGAACGAACUGUCGCCGGAGUAUUUUCCUACCGUCGUAAAACCUGAACCAAGUUCCCAAGAUUCGCUGAUCUUAAGCCCUGAUCCAGUCCCGCCACGUUCGCUUAGUGUGCCGUACUGA
Molecule: messenger RNA, 1509 nt
Organism: Phytophthora infestans T30-4
Lineage: Eukaryota; Oomycota; Peronosporomycetes; Peronosporales; Peronosporaceae
Exons: 3
Coding region: 1-1509 (502 amino acids)
Source: RefSeq, a predicted model, not a curated record